UUGUAUAGAUCAACCAAGCAGGCAGUAUGUCAAAUAAACCAGCAGAGUCCAUGGUGAUUGGAGGUGUUGAUCAUGAUAAAAGGAUGGCUAAGAUCAUCCAGGAGCGACUGGAGGACAGAAACGAGUCUCGAGUAUUAAAUUUACAACAAAAACAUAAAGAAGAAGAAAGCGAAAAAGUAACAGAAGAAAAAUCGGAUUUUUUUACCCAGAACUUUGAAAAAGAGGCUGCUCUGUUGGAAGAGAUGCUUCUUUGCAACGGUAUUGAGAAAACUGAUCGUUUGUUAGUGGUUGAUCAUUUUGAUGCUAUCACUGCUUCCUUUUCUCGCCUUCAAAAGUUCUUCAGUGACUCGAUAAUGUUUCUGCCCAAGUACAAGUCUCGAAAAGCAAAAUCUCAAUUGACCGAAUUGCAAGCUAAGAUCGAUUUAAAAAGAGUGGAAAUGAUACCAAAGAAAAAGUUUGCUUUUAAAUCUAAAUCAAAAAAAGCUGAACGAAAAACUGAACCAGAUGUUGAAACUACCAGUAAACCUGUCAAAACAGCUGGUGAAAUAAUGAUGGCGAAACUGUGCAAAGAAUUUCAAGUGAAGGAUAAAAUGGGUGAAACCAUUGAAAUGAAUGAAAACGAAAUCAACCAAUGUGAUGUCUCAAUAUCAAAUCUUAAAAACUGCACAGUUCGUUUGCGAGGAGCACCAGGAACAGUUCACAUCAGUGACGUACAGGAAUGUGUCAUCUCAAUCGGACCUGUAUCUGGAUCCGUGUUCGUUGACAGAUGCACCGAUUCAAGAAUAGCAACUGGAUGCCAACAAUUGAGAGUCCACCAUACAAAAAGAACAGACUUUUAUCUUCAUGUGACGAGCAGGGCGAUUAUUGAAGACACCACAGAAAUCAGAGUCACCCCAUAUAACCUCAAUUACUCGGAACUUGAUUCGCAUUUUAAACUUAGCGGUCUUGACCAAUCAACAAACAACUGGCAAAAUGUUGAUGAUUUUAAUUGGUUAGCAAUGAGCACGCCUUCUCCUAAUUGGUCAGUUCUUGAUAAAAAUGAACAAAAAGUAGAGUGGUAAAAAUUAUAUUUUUUAAUUCUUAAUUUGCUGUAAUUCUUAAUUUCUUCUAUUUUUUAAAAACAGUUCCACAGUGUUUCUGUACAUUUAAUUCAGAUUUUCUUAGUUUUUCUGAAUAUAAUGUAUAUUUAUACCAUUCCCAAAAUUGUUCUGUUCUUUGCUGGUGUGUUAACUGUCAUGUUGUAAUUGAAUUUUAAAUCAAAACGCUGUAACCAGUAUUCUGUGAAAUAAAGAUUAAGUAGAACAAUUAGAACCAUA
Molecule: messenger RNA, 1316 nt
Organism: Ciona intestinalis (vase tunicate)
Lineage: Eukaryota; Metazoa; Chordata; Ascidiacea; Phlebobranchia; Cionidae
Product: tubulin-specific chaperone C-like
Biological process (GO): post-chaperonin tubulin folding pathway; tubulin complex assembly
Cellular component (GO): cytoplasm
Molecular function (GO): tubulin binding
Source: RefSeq, a predicted model, not a curated record